This is a messenger RNA of Diatraea saccharalis (sugarcane borer), 1304 nucleotides long. NCBI's taxonomy places the organism in Eukaryota, Metazoa, Arthropoda, Insecta, Lepidoptera, Crambidae. The record is from the annotation of a GenBank genome assembly.
AUUGAAUGUUGAUUGUGAUGAAGUGGAGUUGGACUUUGUAUUGUAACCUUUUUGAAAAUAUUUUAUUUAGGACGUACCUAUUUCCAUAGAAAAUUAAAUAUUACAUUAGUAUAAUAAAAAAAAACAAAAUGUUUACGCAGCCUAGCAGGCAUUUGUUUUUGUCGAAUCAGAUACGGCGACUUCAAAGUACUUUGGUUAUUGCUGAACAUAACAACGAGGCGUUGUCUGCUGUCACUCAGAAUACUCUAAGUGCUGCAAAAAAGAUAGGCGGUGAUGUAUCUGUACUUGUUGCUGGCACUAAAUGCGGACCUGCCGCAGAGAAGAUUGCCAAGGCUGGUGGAAUAUCAAAAGUUCUAGUUGCAGAGAGUGAUGCUUUUAAGGGCUUCACAGCAGAGUCUUUGACCCCACUUAUUAUUGCCACACAAAAACAGUUUAAAUUUACUCAUAUAUUAGCGCCUGCCACUGCCUUUGGCAAGGCUGUUCUUCCAAGAGUGGCGGCUAAGCUUGAUGUGUCACCAAUAACAGACAUCAUUGGUGUUAAAGAUGCCAAUACAUUUGUGAGGACAAUUUAUGCAGGUAAUGCUAUUCUCACUUUGGAGGCCAAAGAUCCGAUCAAGGUUAUUACAGUGAGAGGGACAGCUUUCCCUCCGGAACCCUUAGAAGGUGGUUCUGCCGCUGUGGAGAAAGCUCCUGAUGGUGACUACAAGACAGAUCUCACUGAAUUUGUCUCACAGGAACUGACAAAGUCUGAUAGACCUGAACUGACAAGUGCUAAAAAUAUUGUCUCUGGUGGACGUGGUUUGAAGUCGGGAGACAACUUCAAGUUACUUUAUGAUCUAGCUGAUAAACUUAAUGCCGCAGUGGGUGCCUCUCGUGCAGCCGUAGACGCAGGUUUCGUUCCCAACGACUUGCAGAUUGGACAGACUGGCAAAAUUGUCGCUCCAGACCUAUACAUAGCUGUAGGAAUCAGUGGUGCUAUUCAACAUUUAGCUGGUAUGAAGGAUUCUAAGACUAUAGUGGCAAUAAACAAAGACCCCGAGGCACCUAUAUUCCAGGUAUCCGACUAUGGCCUAGUAGCAGAUUUGUUCAAGGCAGUUCCGGAACUUACAUCAAAGCUGUAAAUAGUAAUUGUAUAGUGAACUAUUGUAUGUUUCUUUCAGCCAGUUGCACAAACGUUCAUUAAAAUUGUCAUUAGUUUAAUUCCACAUUACCCAUACAACUUUUCCAAUAUAGAACAUUCAUAAGAGUUUAAAGCCAUCAUUAAACUUUCAUGAAUAUUUGUGCAAUUGACAAUUUGUGUAAUG